AUGGACAGUAGCACAUGUGGAAUCAAACAGAAUACACAUUUGGCUGCACUCAUGCAAGAAGCAAAACUAAUAAUAUGGGAUGAAGCCCCAAUGACACAAAAGUAUGCUUUUGAGGCACUGGAUAAAACGUUGAAAGAUAUACUGGGUUUAAACAAAGCAGAGAAUAAGAAGCUGAUAUUUGGUGGGUUGACAGUCUUACUUGGCGGUGAUUUUAGGCAAAUUCUGCCAGUGAUCCCCAAAGGACAACGCCAAGAAAUUGUCCACUCCUGUAUUAAAAAGUCUAUUCUAUGGAAGCACUGUCAACUUUACACACUUUCCAGGAGUAUGCGUGUAAAUGAGUACUCUCCAACAGGGGAACUUGAUAGAAGCAAGCAACAAUUCAAUAAAUGGGUCCUUGAUAUUGGAGAUGGUGUUGUUGAAGCAAAAGUAAAAGAAGGGGAGGAUGAACCCACUUGGAUCAACAUUCCAAGAAGAUUCAUCAUCCCAUGUUCUGCAUCUCUAAUUGAAGAUAUCAUCAACACUACAUUCCCUGACUUUGAUGAAAAGAAAGAUGAUGAACAGUAUCUUAGAGAAAGAGCCAUACUAACUCCCAAAAACUCUGAUGCAGAUGAGAUCAACAAACAUAUGUUUGAGAAACUAAACAGGCCGGCUCAAACUUACAAAAGCUCAGAUGAAGUGUACCGAGCUUCAACAGAAACAUUGGAACAAGAAGAAAUGUAUCCAAUUGAGUUCUUAAACUCAUUGAAUUUCCCAGGGAUGCCACCACAUGAAUUGACUCUUAAAGAAGGCUUACCAGUUAUGCUUUUACGAAAUGUCAAUCCAAGCCAAGGUUCAUGCAAUGGCACACGAAUGAUAAUCACAGACCUUGGCAAGUUUGUGAUUAAGGCAAGGAUAAUAACAGGGUCAAAUUUAGGAUCGACAGCAUUGAUUCCAAGAAUAGUACUAACAUCAACAACUUCAAAGUGGCCAUUUAUAAUGAAAAGAAGACAAUUUCCCGUGAAAGCCUGCUAUGCAAUGACCAUCAAUAAAAGUCAGGGACAAUCACUAAGCCAUGUUGGGUUGUAUUUGUCAAAUCCAGUUUUCAGCCACGGUCAGCUCUAUGUUGCUCUAUCUAGAGUUACCCGACCCGAAGGGCUAAAAAUUCUAAUAGUGAAUGAUGAUGAUGUACGCCUCAAGAAUCAUGCACGUAAUAUUGUAUAUAAGGAGGCUUUCAAUAAUUUGUAUCAACUUAAUUAA
Erigeron canadensis is the source of this 1236-nucleotide messenger RNA. RefSeq names its product ATP-dependent DNA helicase PIF1-like. NCBI's taxonomy places the organism in Eukaryota, Viridiplantae, Streptophyta, Magnoliopsida, Asterales, Asteraceae. The transcript has a single exon. Bases 1 to 1236 code for a protein of 411 amino acids. The record is from RefSeq and is a predicted model, not a curated record. Gene Ontology annotation, biological process: DNA repair; telomere maintenance. Gene Ontology annotation, molecular function: DNA helicase activity.